This is a messenger RNA of Ailuropoda melanoleuca (giant panda), 4562 nucleotides long. RefSeq names its product transmembrane protein 181 (gene TMEM181). The transcript is spliced from 17 exons. The coding region runs from base 1 to 1452 and encodes 483 amino acids. Gene Ontology annotation, molecular function: toxic substance binding. The record is from RefSeq and is a predicted model, not a curated record. NCBI's taxonomy places the organism in Eukaryota, Metazoa, Chordata, Mammalia, Carnivora, Ursidae.
AUGGACGCCGAGUACCCUGCCUUCGAGCCUCCGCUCUGCAGCGAGCUCAAGCACCUGUGCAAGCGGCUCCAGGAGGCGUACCGGGAGCUGAAGGAGGACCUCACGCCUUUCAAAGAUGACCGCUACUACAGCCAAGGGCCCAAAGUAAUCCAGACUUCUGCAGCUAAUUUUUCACUAAAUAAUAGUAAAAAGCUGAAGCCAAUUCAAAUCCUUUCAAAUCCGUUGUCUACAUACAAUCAGCAACUGUGGCUGACAUGUGUUGUGGAGUUGGAUCAAUCAAAAGAAACAUCUAUUCAGACAAGUUUCCUCAUGACUGUUAAAGUUGACGGUGUAGCUCAAGAUGGAACCACCAUGUUCAUUCAUAACAAAGUUCACAACCGGACAAGGACCCUCACCUGUGCGGGGAAGUGUGCAGAAAUUAUCGUGGCACACCUCGGCUACUUGAAUUACACGCAGUAUACCGUGAUUGUGGGAUUUGAACACCUGAAGCUACCCAUCAAGGAAAUGAACUUUACGUGGAAGACUUAUGACCCUGCAUUUUCCCAGUUGGAAAUUUGGUUCCGAUUCGUCUUUGUGGUACUUACCUUCAUUGUCACUUGCCUGUUUGCACAUUCCCUCCGGAAGUUUUCCAUGCGAGACUGGGGGAUGGAGCAGAAGUGGAUGUCCAUUCUUUUGCCGCUGCUGCUGCUUUACAACGAUCCCUUCUUCCCGCUGUCCUUUCUGGUGAACAGCUGGUUCCCAGGCAUGCUGGACGAUCUCUUUCAGUCCGUGUUCCUGUGUGCCCUGCUGCUCUUCUGGCUGUGUGUGUAUCACGGGGUACGCGUCCAGGGAGAAAGGAAGUGUUUGACUUUCUAUUUGCCUAAAUUCUUCAUUGUGGGUCUAUUGUGGUUGGCUUCUGUCACACUGGGAAUAUGGCAGACAGUUAAUGAAUUACACGAUCCAAUGUACCAGUAUCGAGUUGACACAGGAAAUUUUCAGGGGAUGAAGAUUUUCUUCAUGGUGGUGGCAGCUGUGUAUAUCUUAUACCUUCUGUUCUUGAUAGUGCGGGCCUGUUCCGAGCUACGUCACAUGCCUUAUGUAGAUCUCAGGUUAAAAUUUUUGACUGCAUUGACUUUUGUAGUGCUCGUCAUUAGCAUCGUCAUCCUUUAUUUAAGGUUUGGAGCCCAAGUAUUACAAGACAAUUUUGUAGCUGAACUGUCAACUCACUACCAGAAUUCAGCAGAAUUCUUAUCCUUCUAUGGCUUGUUGAACUUUUACCUCUACACUUUGGCCUUUGUGUAUUCUCCAUCUAGGAACGCCCUGUAUGAGUCCCAGCUGAAAGACAACCCUGCAUUCUCCAUGCUGAAUGACUCUGACGAUGACGUGAUCUAUGGGAGUGACUACGAAGAAAUGCCCCUGCAGAACGGCCAGGCCAUCCGAGCACAGUACAAGGAGGGCUCUGAGAGCGACUGAGCCCCGGGCUGCCGGCAGGCCAGCGCCUUCCUGCAGCGCCGCUUCCUGGCCUUCCCGCUCCUGCUGGUGUUCAGGCUUGUCUCCUAAGCAGAGAUUUCCUUAUUUGUUUACGUAUUCUGAAAGGAAACCAAAACCAAGGAGAAAUUUAAACAUUGGGCCAAAUAUAUUGUUAGAGUGGCUGCAUUUGGGAAGAGAGGCGCUGGUAAGUGUGAACAGCCAAAUCCUUUUUCAAAGAUUUCAGGUGAGAAAGAGUUCAUUUUUAGUGGUGAGGAGGUAAUUACUCCUGUUUUUAGUCAUUUUUUUUUAAUAAUCUGCUAAUUUUGAGUCCAUAGAAAGCCCUUAUGAAUGAGGUCGUCAGCAUGGUAGCGUUCUCCUCUUUCUUCCCUGCCCUGUACCAGUUUCAGCCCCUUAAACUCAAAGGGAAGCCUAUUUUUGUGCCUGUCUCACAAGGGCAGACCUUCCCCAUUGAGUGUUCUGGAUAACCAAGCAUCCCGAGUGACUAGUAACUCCUGUCUCUUGUGUGAAAUGCCUACGUAAUGGCUCGUUAGGGAAAUGGUGGGCCAGCAGGUUCUAGCCCUUCGCCGCCGCCGGGCAGGACUCGUGUUGUGGGGUCUGAGGAGGACUGGCUGAGAUUCAGAAGGAAAGGGUAAGAUAACCGACAAGUGCCGGCUCCAGGGGAGAGGUCCUGCUGCCACAGUUUCCCAAGAGCCUGUGUACACACGUGUGUGCAUGCCAGCGGUGCAUAUCUGGACGUGAACAGAUGUCGCUGUGGUUGGGAUGGGGAAGAGGGUAUCCACUAUGGUUCCUAUACGCCGUCAUUUCUACAGCUCCUUUAGAGAUAACACCCCCAUGGAACUUUAUUAUUUUUCUUAUAAAAGCUAAACAGAGGAUUGAUAUAAUACAGAUUAUUGUGAAAAAGUUUUUCAGUUUCACAUUGGAAGCCUAGAUGAAAGAAGGUAAAACAUUUUCGAUGACUCGUGGAAGCACAUCUUUGGGUAGAAGGUCACUUGCUGGGAAGCAUGCCCUGCCCUCCAGUGGCCAGGGAAGAGGAGGGCCUGCGCUGGAAGAGAAAAGUUGUCUCGAGCUGCUGAAUCUGUGGCAUCACAAAAGGCCCUGGAGAGUUGCCAGUUCCUUUUUGUCAAAGACUCAGUGUGGAAGUCUGGUAUAGAUAGCGCCUUUCCUUUCCUCUGACAAUAACGUCUCUCUUGAACCAUUAACACCCGGUGGACGGCGAGUGGGCAGAUGCAGCGCGUUGGACAGGACUGUCCGCUCUGCAAGCAGUACCUACGUUCUCUUCAUCUAUGCAUUAACUCUCAAGUCGCUAGCAAUUGCAUUCACUUUAGGUAAUGCUGGGCCCUUAUAGAGGUUCAUGAGAGACUUUUCAUUAUGACUUCGCAUCUUUCUGUUUAAACUUUAGUGAUAACGUACCUUUAAUAUGGAUUCCAUUUGUUUUUAAAACCUUGUAAAUAUGAAAGUUUGAAUUAAAACAACUGUAUUAUUGCAAGGGUAAUUCAAGUUUACAUGGUUUUUACAUUUUCAAUGGUGUGAUUACUUUUUUUGAUGCUGUGUACUCCAGGGUAUUGGAAAAAAUUUUCUGUUACCAGAUUUUUCAGCUUCUACUAACUAUAAUUUUAUGUAAAUUGAUGAAAACUUACUUGUGCUGAUUAAUGUAUUCUAAUAUGUGAUAUAGUUUACAAGUUUUAAUCAUUAUUAAAUGUCCAUAAUUUGGAAUGCUGUUAUUUAUCAGUAAAUGUAAACUAUUUGAAGCAUUUAGCCACAUACAUUAGAACUUUUUAAAACUUGUCUUUGUCCUGUAGUGUAAUUAUAUUAUAAACUGAUGACUGAUAUCUUCAUACUUGAUUCUUCAUGGCAUCAAGUCACUGAAACGAAAAUAUGGGAGUAUUUAUUUACUUUUUGUAACUAAGUUGGAAACAAAUUAUAAAAGGAAGUACGUAAGGGGAAAAUGAUUGUUAAAUCGUGCAUUUUUGAUCUUGUCUCUAUCAUAUAUAUCAACAUAUUACGUACGCCAUGUAAAAAUUUGCUUAAACUAUAUAGCAUUUAGCAUGUAGUAUAUAUACCAUAGGUAUUAGGUUAAAACACUAAAGUCUGCCAGAAACUUUAGACAGUAGCAAGAAAAUUUUUUUUUCUUGGAGAGUAUCAGUUUUGCAAACUUCAGUUGUAAAUUCAAAGGGCUGACUUUAGUUCUUCCAUGGUAAUGGCUUGAAUAACAUCAUCUUUGGGAUAAUUUUUUACACUGGUCCAGUCUAGGGGAACCUGGAAGAUGACCGUACGUAUUUCAGCUUCCCUAGGGAGAGCAUCAUUAUCCGUGUGGGUAAUAGGUCUGCUUGAUUUAUUAUUAAAUCAUUACAGCAGUAAGUGAUGCAGUUUUCUCUCUCUUAAGCCCCAUUUGAAAGGCUAGAGAAGGGGAUAUAUAAAAUAUAUUCAAGGUUUGUGAGAUUGUUCCUGUACAUAAUUACAGAUUGCAAUAAAAGUCUAGAUACAUUAUGUAAACCCAGCCCAGUAAAUGGGCAGGUUACAAGACAAAUGUCACCAGCCUCAAGCAUUCCAUGAACUAUUUACUGAAGGUACAGUUGUGUUAAGUGGGUCACAUUAUGGUCAGUGACUUGUUUCCUGGAAUCCUCCUCACAGGGAAAACCAUGGAAGCUCAUAGACAGGAUAGUGAAAAGGGACAUCUUGUGAAUACGAGUUAAGUCACUAAAAAAUAUUUACGUACUUUGAGGAUUUUAGAAACCAAUUGCCUUAGAGGUUAGACUUUCAGGGGAAAAAAAAGCUACAAAUCUUUUCCCCAGGCCCAAGGGAAGUCGCUUCAGUCUGUGACAUUUUGUUAUCCUGUUCAUGUCGACAUGUUUUAGAUAUACUGGUAACUAUAAUACCACACAGUGAAACAGAAUUUUCUGCUACUGAAAACUGCCUUUUUACAAAAAGACUGUAAAUAUUUGUAAAAUAAAAACAACUUUAACCUUUUAAGUUCAAAAGGAAAGAACUAUGGAGUAGAUCUUGGAACUGUGUCCAUGAGCACAGUAACCCCUGAUCAUAGAACGAUCAGUUACCAAUCAAAAGCGAAUAAAUGUUUAUUUAUGGCAAACUUA